Molecule: messenger RNA, 1546 nt
Organism: Coniophora puteana RWD-64-598 SS2
Lineage: Eukaryota; Fungi; Basidiomycota; Agaricomycetes; Boletales; Coniophoraceae
Exons: 2
Coding region: 155-1459 (434 amino acids)
Biological process (GO): glycosphingolipid biosynthetic process
Molecular function (GO): hexosyltransferase activity
Source: RefSeq, a predicted model, not a curated record
CCACCCCUUCCUUCGCUUCCUUCCUUGCUUCUGGAGACGUCCACGUUCAUGGCGCGGCCUCGCCUGUCUCAUCAUUUUCCUCCUAGGCUCUGCCGCCUUCAUCCUCCAUCUCGUCUGGAGCUGGUAUGAGCCCCACUUCCACGUCGACCUCGUCAUGUACGACCGUGCGUGGAUCCAGAACGAGCUGCUCCCGCUUUCUCCCCUCGCCGGGUGUUUCGAGGAGGGCUCACCCGCGCACGCGUCUCUCAAAGGCGAAUACAACGUGACAGAUGCGCUUUGGGGGUCUAGGACAUACGAGGUGCAGGGAGGUCUCUCGAUGCGCCUUGGUAUGGACUGCUAUGAGAUGGCAGGGACUGUUGGUGGCGGAUCAGAGCAGACACGCCCUGCAGGGAGGAUACCCCCGGACGAGCGGAGACAGUUCCACACGUAUUGGCGUAACGACCUCGCUGCUUUCGGGCCUCGCCAAGAGCAGAUGCUCCGCUCAUUUUUCGCAACGCAAGACGUGGACAAUUCACGCCUUAUCAUGUGGUCGAAUGGUCCAGGGCUCGAGAAGAACGAGGUCAUCAAGCGGUACAUGGCCACAUUCCCCGAUAGUCUUAUCCUACGCAUCGUUGAUAUUCCGGAUCUAUCGCGAGGGACUGCGAUGGAGAACAGCCCGUUGCUCAAUCUCGAAGACGCGAAGGCGUGGGUCGACGGAGACCUCGUCCGCCUCCUGGUGAUCUGGGAGCUCGGCGGGACAUGGGUCGACAUGGACAUGCUCCUCACGCGCGACCUCGCCCCGCUUCUUGAGCACGAAUUCGUCACACAAUGGGACUGCUGGGACAAACCCUUCCAAGCGCUCAACGGCGCACUCAUGCACUUCCGCAAACACUCGGGCUACCUCUGCGAAGCCUUCCACCUCAUGGCGAACUCGACCCCGCCCCGCUCGCCGUCCACCGACUGGGGCGCGAUCCUCUAUCUCCGUCUGCACCGGCGCCUGCUCGCCGCGGGCGUCCCGCCCUUCAAGGUCCUGCCCUCGUGCUUCGCUGACCCGCUCGCGUGCCGACUUGACAACGGCGCGCCGGACCCUUUCGAGCCUGAUCGCUCGGACGGGCGCUGGCUCGGCUGGGUAUGGGGCAGCGGGAGCCAGCUCGGGACGUGGGCGGGCAAGGGGCUGUGGGGUGGUAAGGCGGGGACGACGUACGUCGACGACCUAGGUGCGGAGGCGAUUGGAAUGGGCGACGGAAGCGGGAUUGGGAGCGGACAGGGCAAGGCGGGUGUGGAUCAGUAUGAUCGGCCGUAUGCGAGCGGUGGUGGGCUAGAGGAGGGAGGGGCUUUGGACAGGGCGAUGCACAAGAUAUUUGCGCUGCACUUGCACAACAGAUGGGGGAAGCCCUUCCCGAAGAAUGGGUGGAUCGAGAGACUGCUGCUGAAGAAGUACGAUAAGACCCUGGAGGGGAAGAUACCGCAGGAGUUAUAGGUUUACUUUCUCCAUACAGUGCGUUAUCAACAUAGAUGUCGGGUCGCUCACCGUAUGUCAUCUGGGCUGUGCGUGCUAUAACAUGGG